This is a messenger RNA of Bactrocera tryoni, 1804 nucleotides long. Its product is annotated as glutactin-like. The record is from RefSeq and is a predicted model, not a curated record. NCBI's taxonomy places the organism in Eukaryota, Metazoa, Arthropoda, Insecta, Diptera, Tephritidae. Bases 12 to 1715 code for a protein of 567 amino acids. The transcript is spliced from 7 exons.
GAGGCUAGACCAUGAAACUAUUGCUUGGCGUAUUAGCUUUGGUGGGCACACUCGUCGUUGUUGUCGCACUGGUGACAUCAAAGUCCAUCACAGCCGAUUCGUUGCCGCGCGUCACUAUUCCCGGUCAAGGUGCAGUACUCGGCAGUGUCGCUGAAACAUUAUGGACGAAACAGAAGUUUAACUCAUUCCGUGGUAUUCCCUAUGCGGAAUCGCCAAGUGGUGAACUGCGUUUCAAGCCACCAGUUAGUCGUAGCCCCUGGCAAGGCACCUACGAUGCGCGCAACUUCGGCAAACGCUGUCCGGUCAUAACAACCGUCGGAAAAUUAAAUGCUAGCCAACUGCAGGAAGACUUGGAGGAUUGUCUAAACUUGAGUGUCUACAGCAAAAAACUCGCGGCCAAGCAGCCGGUAAUGUUCUACAUUUAUGGCGGCGGCUUCACCAAUGGCUCCGCCUCCGAUCACCCACCACACCAUCUGCUGGAGAAAGACAUUGUGCUGGUAGUGGCGCAAUAUCGCGUCGGCGCGCUCGGCUGGUUGACCAUACUCACCGAGGACAUGCCCGGCAAUGCGCCAGUGCUGGAUCUGCUUUUGGCCUUGAGUUGGGUGCAAAAGCACAUACAUGCGUUUGGUGGCGAUCCCACGCGUGUUACGAUAGUCGGUCAGAGCGCCGGUGCCGCCAUGUCUGGUGCGCUGCUGCUAAGUCCGCAAACACCGGAACACUACUUUAAGCGCUCGAUUGUGCAAUCGGGCGCCAUAACGGCACCGUGGGCUAUAAAUCGCGAGCCAUAUGCGCAGGUUCAACGCAUUUGCGAGGCGCUUCAAUGCGCGAAGUGUGAAGAUAAGCACGAGGCAUACGAUUGCCUCAGGCAGGUUGAUUUGCUGCAGCUGUUGCGCGUAACCAAAGAGGAAAGCUUCAGUCCCGUUAUAGGUGAUGUGCAGGGCGUGCUGCCAACAGAACCGCAAACACUGUUACGGAAUCUCAAGCGCACAGUGCCGUUAAUGACUGGCUUCACAAAGCACGAUGGCACUUUCGUGCUGGCAACGCUUUAUGAUAUGCUUUUGGCAAAGUAUGGUAGCAUUGCUAAGCUCACUGUGCGCCAGUUCGCAAAUACGCUGAUCGACUUAGGCAAAGACAGCACUAGCCUCUCUAACAAUUUGCUCUUGCGCAUGCUCUUCAGACCGGAAAUUUUGGAUACCAACAAUCAUACCGCUGCCUGGCCGGCCUAUAUUGAUAUCGCCAACAUCAUUUAUAUGAAAUCGCCGGUGAUUGCCUAUGCAAACGAAUUGCAGCGGCGCGGUGCCGCAACCGUCUACUUAUACAGCUUCGAUUAUGCCGGCGAGCAUACGCGCUUCGGCUAUGAGUUGGGUAACUCGCAAUAUCCCUUUGAGGGUGGCGUACAUCAUUCGAACGAUAAUAUAUAUGUGUUUGCCACACAUAAACUGAAUGCGUAUGACACGCAAAUCGCAAAGAAAAUGGUGGACUUGUGGUACUCCUUCAUAGCUGAUGGUGUGCCGAGAGUGGCCGAUCAACCGGAACUGUCUAUCAAAGCCAUGGAGACGGAGUCUGGUCCUUAUUUCCACAUAAAUCAGGUAAUGAGCGUGGGCAAUGAUAUUUUAAGCGAGCUCACAGUGACUGUCGACGAUCCAGAGCGCUAUAAAUUGAUCAGAACGUUCACUUCGCCGCCAGCAUUGCCACCAAGUUUAGCAAUUGAUUGAAAAAUAAUUAUAGAAAUUAGAAAAUUUAUUUUAUUUGGUAUGUACUUUAAGUUUCUUAUAGCUAUUAAAUAUAAGACUUGACAAGAAAA